Molecule: messenger RNA, 184 nt
Organism: Funneliformis mosseae
Lineage: Eukaryota; Fungi; Glomeromycota; Glomeromycetes; Glomerales; Glomeraceae
Source: the annotation of a GenBank genome assembly
AUGCUUACGGGGGGUAUUGAUGAUGAGACUCUCUAUGGGGGUACACCAUACGUAAACGAGGCUAAGGUAGAGAAAGAGGUGGUGAACGAAGUUAAAUCAGAUGGUGAAAACGUUCCUAGUGGUUCAGGAGAGGAAGUCAAUCAUGAUUUCACACCCCAUCUAGUGAAAGAAACGAAUGAUGAUA